GAUGAGCAGCCAGGUUUGAAGUCGCUGGUCUGAAAUAGUAAUGUCUGACAUGCCUGGGAGCUCUCGGGGACAAACCAGAGUCAUCUGUCACCUCUCGCCGCUUCACGUCUACCGCCACCUGGAGUCAGUCACUCUCUGGACUGGCUGGCCGGCCUCCAGGCCAUGUGCACAGCGCAGCCCCUCCAGCUAACUCUGGUUUCUUGCAGCCGUGCUGUUUCCUGCUGCCCAUCGGCCAAAGAGAUCCUCAUCAAUGCCCUUGAACCCCGUCCUGCAGAACUCCCUGGAGGAAGUCGAACUGCUCUAUGAGUUCCUGCUAGCUGAACUUGACAUCAGCCCUGACCUGCAGAUCUCCAUCAAGGACGAGGAGCUCGCCUCUUUGAGGAAGGCCUCUGACUUCCACAUCAUCUGCAAUCACGUGAUCCCCAAGAGCAUCCCGGACAUCCGCCGGCUGAGCAUCAGCCUCUCCAGCCACCCUGGCGUCCUCAAGAAAGAGGACUUUGAAAGGACAGCGCUGACCCUGGCCUACACGGCCUACCGCACAGCCCUGUCCCAAGGGCAUCAGAAGGACAUCUGGGCCCAGUCCCUCCGUAGCCUCUUCCAGGCCCUGCGGCAUGACUUGAUGCGGUCCUCAGGCCCCAGAGCAUCUCCCUGAGAGACUGGCCCGCACCAGGACCACAGAGCAGGGACCGACACACACAGUAAUCCAAAUACUCUUCAUUCUCUACUCCAUUUACAGAGCCCAGCAACAAAGCACAUGCCACCAACUCAGAGUAGCAGAGGUAACAUAAGGACGCCGUCAUGUUCUUUGCCCCUUAUAGAUUCCUGACAAGCACAUUUGAUUCAUGUCACAGUGUGACCUGGGCUGGAAGAAAGGGCUAGAGUGAUAAUUUCGAGAUGCCUCCAAAGGCCCAAUGAUUUGCCUGGCGACAUGUAGAAGUCUCAACCAUGCUCCAACACCAAGUGACUGCCCCCAACACCCAAGGGCGAGCACAGAGCUAGAGCAGACAACACAGAGGUUUGGGCGUGGUGGGAAGACGGGGGACAGACCUCAGGCUGUGAGGUUGAUUGAACAUCUUUCCAAAGGUUCUAUAAGUAAGAGACUAAAAAAAAAAAAAAAAAAAAAAACCCAACCUAGAGCUAUAGCCAAAUAAAUACAUGGUUAUCAAAGAUAUACUUCUCACCUUUUCCAAAAGUCACCAAGAAGGAUCAGUCAGAAAAUCAGUAAUUUUAUGACCUAUAGGUCUUGAUUCUUCUUCUCUGAAAGCUGAUCUAAUACAGAGGAGAAACAUGAAGGGGGCCCACAGAAAGGCUGCAACAGUCAUGCCUUGUCUUCCAAACAGAGAAAGCAAGCUAAUGCAGAGAGGGUCACCCUCAUCACCCUAAUGAAGACGUGGCACCAAUGGCCAUGUCUAGCUAAAUGCUUAAAAUCAUUUAGCAUCAUCAGAAAAUGAGGUGCUCCAAAUAAAAAUGAUUUUUCGGAUGACAGGAUUUCCCCUUUCAAAUGCCAAAACUUUCCUUUGAGCAAUAUUGACCUGGUAUCUUUUUAAAGCCUACAUAUGAAACACCUUAGGCUCUUAUUUAAUAUCUUUGAAACACCCUGAUGAAGGAGUUGGAUAAAAUAACCUUUAACAUUGCUUUAACUGCUUCUGAAAUGCCCGUGGUCAUUGAGCUAAGUGCGAGCUAUUACAGAGAGGACAGCAGGACCUAAGGGAACUGCUGGACUGUUUGCCCUGAUCCUGGAAGGCCCCAGGCUCUUCUAAUUCUGCAUGUGCUCUGAGCUCUUCUGCCGCCUUCUUCACUGUGAGGCUUUGAGAUGCACUUUUCUUUCUUGCCGACAGAACCCGCCCUUUGCAUUGUGUUCUUUUGUAGCUGCUAUCGCCUGAAGAACAAGAUGGCUAGGCUUGUUAUAAUUCUUGGUUAAGUAUGAGUUAGCAGAUGAAGAUCUCUGCUAGCAGGAAAGCCCUGGGCUCUAGGACAGACUUCCCACCAGCUCAGAGAUCUUUCUGGCUCUCCUGGGUUGACAGCCGGGUUUUGGAGGCUACCGUUGCAAGAGGUCUAAUCGUUGAAUGAGUGAGACCUUAUCGGGCUAAAUUCAAUACUGAAAUCGGUAUUUAACAGUUGUCAUUUGAUGCUGCCUGAAGCUGCUCUGGACUUCUUAAAAACUUUGAAUAAGUGAUUUCCGAGCCACACAAGCUGCAUGAUCACCUUGGAGAAAUAGUAGGAUGGAGGAAGAAGGUAUUCAUCAUCAGAGAAGCAUACAGCUUGGCAUCCUCAUGCAGUUGGGUUCAGAAGAUUAGUAACUGUCAGUCUCUCUGGUUCUCAUUCCCUGGUUAUACUUCUCUCUUACCUCCCUCAAAUGCAGUCUCUGAUAUUUGCUUUUUGUUCAGUUUUUCUCUUUCUAAUAUUACGUAUUCUCUUUGACAUGGUUACUAAGCUGGUCUCUUUAUUUCAGUUGGUGUCUCUUCUGCUCUAGCUUUGGGCCCAGUUCUGAUUAUCUUUGUGUCCACUUCUUAGAGGCGUCUCCCAGUCUCUUUGGGCUGACUUUUGCUCACUUGAACUCUGCCUGCCUGCAUUCUGAUACUCACUGUCUUUCCGCCCCCUUCGGGUAUCACUGUCUGACUCAAACAAAGGUCAAUGUACAGGGUCCGGGACUUCCCAAAAGGCAGAUUAGCCUCAUGGUCUGCCUCCGCUAUUUGUACUUUCCCUGGAUGUGGGGUGGGGAGGAGGUGAGCAGAGGUCUCAACCCUUCGACAUUGGGCAAUAGCCCAGCCUCAGAGUCUUGCAUCCCACCCCAGGGCUCCACCCCCCCUUAGGUUGGAUCUGAGUGCUUUCUUCCAGUCACUGGGUGGAAAGACCACCCUGUAGGCCCUCCCUGUCUUCCAUGUUAUGAUAUACAUGCCUGCUCCCAGGAGUAGGAGAUCCAUGAAUGGGAGGAUGGUUCCCAGGACCAGUGAUAAAAUGGUAGUUCAUUCACCCUGCAGCAAAAAAUUAAAGGCACCUGUGUAGUCAUAAAUCAGGGCCCAUAUUUUUGUGGCAGUCAAUGACUAAAAAAAAUAGAAACAAGAAGGGCAUGACCUUUUUAAAGACAAAUGACAAUUCCCUUUUUACUAACUAGAUGACACUAGUAAUGACUAUUUUAGGCUGAAUACAAAUUGACUAUUUACCCACAAGAACAGUUUAUAAUAGUAACUUCAUUUACAUGCAAAGUCAAAUAUAACACUCACCACCACUACCCCAAGAUCCGACCCUUUGCUCAAUGAACAGUAAAGUAGUAGACUGGACAGAAACGGACUGUCCCAUUUUGCCUCAUUAAUACCACACUGUAAUACCACGAUCACAACCAGGUUACAUUUUGUCAUAUGUACACAUAGAAUAAUCUAGGGCAUGGUGUCUGUCGUGGAAAUUUGCCUGUAACUUAUGGAAUUUGCCUGUAACUAAUUCUGCCAUUUCUAUACUGCUGGGGACUUUUAGGAUCUAAAAAUUCUGGAAGCGUCUUCUAGAGUUGGCACCCUCAUGGCUACUUCUGGUGUCACUCAAGAGACAUUGAAAAACAUCUAUGUGCUGAAACUUCCAUUGCUCUGUCAUCUCACCUUGAAUCUAAAAAAGAAUCGCCUCAGUGAUAAAUCAGUCAGAGGUAUUUCCACAGGUGAACGCUUGUCACAUGUCUUUACAUGGCGCCCCUUAGUUGCCUAACCCAUUUUAACAUCUUACAUUUUUUUUAUUGUAAAAAACACAACGUGAAAUUUACCAUCUGAAUGUCUAAGUGCGCAGUACAAUAGUGUUAGCUCUAUGCAUAUUGUGGUAUGACAGAUCUCUAGAACUUUUCAUCUUGCAAAAUUGAUACCUCUGGAACAACUCCCCUCCCCCACCCCCACAGCGCCUGGCACCUGCCUUUCUACUUUCUGUUACUAAGAGUUUGACUACUUUAGAUACCUCAUCUAAGUGGAACCUGCCUUCUAUUUCUCAAGCAUAGUAUUCUGGAAAAUGUUUCCUUCAUCUGAAAAAACGGAUAGAGUCACAAAGAAGAACUACUGUCUUAAUUGUGUCGCUCACCUUACCUAACUUUAUUUAACAAUUAUUCACUUAUGGUGUAAUAAAAAUGUCCUGAUCGAGUUUA
Leptonychotes weddellii (Weddell seal) is the source of this 4117-nucleotide messenger RNA. The record is from RefSeq and is a predicted model, not a curated record. Lineage: Eukaryota; Metazoa; Chordata; Mammalia; Carnivora; Phocidae.